CUUGAGAUGGGCUUGAGUUAGAAGUGGGGGUGAGAUAGGCAGCUCAAAUUCUGCUUUCGGUUUUGAGCUUGCAUGGUUGAUAGGAAAUGGCAUCGAACAAAGAUCCAGCAUGGCCUAGGAAGAGGAGAAAGAGUAUAACCCCACCUCCAUUAAUGUCAGGAAGUGAUUCCUCAUCGCCAGUGUUGAACUUGGUGUUGUGUGGAAAUGAUGAAGCAUUAAAGACCUCCAUAUCAGAGCUCAUAUUAGAGGAUGUGAAGACUGGAGAAGUCUGUGGACAGCGUCUCAGGCUGGAGGUGAUGCCAGCUCUCUACAACACUCAUCUCUCAGAUGAGGAAGUGAUGUCUGAGACUCUUCGCUGUUUCUCUUCUGAUAAUCCUGUCCACGCUUUUGUUUUCAUCAUUCCUGUUGGUCCUGUCACAGAUAAUGACAAAGGAGAAAUAGAGACUAUACAGAGAACCUUUGGUACAAAGGUCUGUGAUCAUAGUUUUGUUCUUUUUACAAACAAGAACUUUAAUGAAGCUGCUGCAAUUAACUUUGUAGAGCAAACUUCUGAAAUAGAAGAAAUUCGACACAUGUGUGGGGACAGAUAUAUGAUCUUGGAGAAAGAAAAAAAAAUCAACACAAGCAGGUGACAGAACUGUUAGAGAGAGUAAAAAAGCUGAAGAAGAUUUAUUCUCUCCAAAUGUAUAUUGAGGCACAGAAAGAUGGAGCUAAACAGCCACUAGAGGAUGAACUGGCUGAAAUGAAGAACAGAAUUAGGCAACUUGAAUCAAAUCAACAGGAAGCAUGUGCUGAGGGUGAAAUCUCUGACUCAAUUUUGAGAUUAUUACUUAUUGGGAAAACAGGAAAUGAGAAGAGUGAAUCAGGAAACACUAUUCUAGGAAGAGCCGAAUUUGAGAGUGGUGUGAGCAUGACUUCUAUGACAAGAAUGUGUCAGAAGGGAUUGGGAGAAGUACAGGGCAGAUCUGUAGCUGUUGUGGACACUCCAGGACUCUUUGACUCCACACACUCAAAUGAAGAAGUAAUACAAGAAAUUGUGAAGUGUGUCUCAAUGUUAGCACCAGGACCGCAUGCCUUCAUCAUUGUGCUGAGUGUGGGAAGGAUUACUGAGGAUGAGAAGCAAACACUAAAUCUGAUAAAAAUGAUGUUUGGUCCUGAUGCUGUAAGGUACACUAUAGUGCUGUUUACUGGAGGAGAUAAACUGGAAAAUAAAACACUAGAAGAUUAUCUUAAAGCUGGUAAUAAUCCAUAUGUGAACAGUCUAAUCAGAGACUGUGGUGGAAGAGCUCACUUGUUUAAUAACAAUACAGACGAUACCAAACAAGUUAGUGAGCUUCUCCAAAUGAUUGAAAAAAUGAAGUUCAAUAGGGACACUUACUUUACUAAUGAGAUGUUUGAGAAGGCAGAGAUGUCGAUACAACAGAAACAGGAGGAGGUGCUAAAAGAGAAAGAGGAGCAGAUGCAAGCUGAAAUAGAAGCUCUGAAGGCCAGAUAUGAAAAAGAACUGGAACCGAUGAGGAAAAAUAUGGAGAAAGAGAGAGAGAGAUCGGAAGAGGAAAGAUGUAAAAGGGAAAACAUGUUUAAGGAGAGGGAAGAAGAAAUGAGGCGAGAAUAUGAGAAGAAAGAAGAAGAAGAGAAAGAGAAAUGGUUGAAAGAGAACAAAAGAAGAGAAGAAGAGGAAAAACGACAGACUGCAGAAAAUAACCGCAUGAUGGAGGAGAUGAGGAAAGCGAAGGACGAAGAACUGGAACAGAUGAGGAAUAAUAUGGAGAAAGAGAGAAAAGAGAGACAUGCUGAACUGAGAGCACAAAAGUUAAAUCAGGAGCAAAUGAUGAAAAAAUUUGAAAAGGAAAGAAAACAAGAGAUAAAAGCCCAUCAAGUGACAGAAAGGAGGAAACGAGUUCAAAUAAGGAAAGAGUAUCAGGAAAGUAAAAAGAAAAUAAUGCAGAAGUAUGAGAAACAGGAAAAAAUAUGGCAAGAAAAAUGGAAUAAAAAAAUCCAACAAGAAAAUAAACAAAGAGAAAAGGAUAAAAAGAGUAUACAGAGACUUAAAGAGAAAAUAGAAGCGGAAAAGCAAAAGAAGGUAAAAGGGAAGAUAAAGAUGAUAAAGAAACAAAUGUCUGAGUUGAGGAUCGUUCUGUUGGGAAAGAGUCUCCAACACACCAGUAUAGUAGGAAAUUUUAUACUGGGAAGAGCUGCAUUUGAGACUGAAGCUCUGCCAGAUUCAGUAAAACAGCACAGUGAGAGAGCCAGUGGACAUGUGGAAGGAACAAACAUCACCAUCAUCAAUGCAGCUCAUUUAUUUAACUCACCACUAAAACCUGAGGAACUUAAAGAGUGUGUAGAUCUUUGUGCUCCAGGACCUCAUACAUUUUUACUUGUGAUAGAGGCUCAUGACUUCACAGAAGAAGACAGGAACCAUCUGGGAUCAUUACUAAACUGCUUCAGUGAACAAGCAAUAAAGUUUGCCUUUGUGAUUGGUUUAACCCUGGAUUCUAAUAUGUCCAGGUCUGUAGGACACUUAGAAGCCUCUCGAAAGUUAAUAGAGGAAUGUGGUCAGCGGUAUCAUAAAUUCAGGCAACUACAGAAAAAUAAGAAUUCACGUUGUCAGAUUUUUGAUGAUGUCAGAAAUGUGGUCAAAAAGAAUGGAGGAAAUUGUGUCAUAUGUAAGCGUUUUAAAGAUGUGCAUGAGAAAUCUAUCCAAACUGAUCUUGAGAGAGAGGGAGAGAGGACAACACAAGAUCCUUCUGAUGACACAAAGGAGAAAUCAUCUUUAAAGGGAAAUGUCUUUGGUAAAAUUGUGCCAGGAAGUGAUUCCUCAUCACCAGUGUUGAACUUGGUGUUGUGUGGAAGUGAUGAAGCAUUAAAGACCUCCAUAUCAGAGCUCAUAUUGGGCCAGAGAGACGUGAAGACUGGAAUAGCUGACAGACAGCGUCUCAGGCUGGAGGUGAUGCCAAGUCUCUACAACACUCAACUCUCAGAUGAGGAAGUGAUGCACGAGAUACUUCACUGUAUCUCUCUUGAUAAUCCUGUCCACGCUUUUCUUUUCAUCAUUCCUGUUGGUCCUGUCACAGAUGACAAAGGAGAAAUAGAGACGAUUCAGAGAAUCUUUGGUUCAAAAGUCUGUGAUCAUAUUUUAGUUCUUUUUACCAGAGAGAAUGUUGAUGAAGCUGCUGCAAGUAACUUUGUAGAGAAAAGUUCAGAAAUGGAAGAAAUUCGACACAUGUGUGGGGACAGAUAUAUGAUCUUGGAGAAAGGAAAAAAAAGGAGAGACAAACAGGUGACAGAACUGUUAGAGAGAGUAACAAAUAUGAAGAAGAUUUAUUCUCUCCUAAUGUUUAUUGAGGCACAGAAAGAUGGAGCUAAACAGCCACUAGAGGAUGAACUGACUGAGAUGAAGAAGCAACUUAAAGCAAAACAACAGGAUGCAGGCACAGAGGGUGAAAACUCCAACUGUUUGAGAUUAUUACUGGUUGGGAAAACAGGAAGUGGAAAGAGUGCAACAGGAAACACUAUUCUAGGAAGAGAAGAAUUUGAGAGUGAGAUGAGCAUGAAUUCUACGACAGGAAUGUGUCAGAAGGGAUUGGGAGAAGUACAGGGCAGAUCAGUAGCUGUUGUGGACACUCCAGGACUCUUUGACACCACACUCUCAAAUGAAGAAGUAAUACAAGAAAUUGUGAAAUGUGUCUCAAUGGUGGCACCAGGACCGCAUGCCUUCAUCAUUGUGCUGAGUAUGGGAAGGUUUACUGAGGAAGAGAAGCAAACACUGAAUCUGAUUAAAAUGAUGUUUGGUCCUGAUGCUGUAAAGUACACUUUAGUGCUGUUUACUGGAGGAGAUAAACUGGAAAAUAAAACAUUUGAUGAUUACCUUAAAACUGGUAAUAAUCCAUAUGUGAACAGUCUAAUCAGAAACUGUGGUGGAAGAGCUCACUUGUUUAAUAACAAUAUAAAAGAUACCAAACAAGUUAGUGAGCUUCUCCAAAUGAUCGAAGAAAUGAUAAAGUUCAACAGGGAAAAUUACUUUACUAAUGAGAUGUUUGAGAAGGCAGAGAUGUCGAUACAACAGAAACAGGAGGAGAUACUAAAAGAGAAAGAGGAGCAGAUGCAAGCUGAGAGAGAGACUCUGAAGGCCAGAUAUGAAGAAGUACUGGAACAGAUGAGGAAUAAUAUGGAGAAAGAGAGAGAGAGAUCGGAAGAGGAAAGAUGUAAAAGGGAAAACAUGUUUAAGGAGAGGGAAGAAGAAAUGAGGCGAGAAUAUGAGAAGAAAGAAGAAGAAGAGAGAGAGAAAUGGUUGAAGGAGAAACAUAGAAGAGAAGAAGAGGAAAAACGACAGACUGCAGAAAAUAAUCGCAUGAUGGAGGAGAUGAGAAGAGAACUAGAACAUCAACAAGUAAAAUUUAUCCAACAGAAAACUGAAAGAGAGGAGGAGGACAGAAAAAGGGCAGAUAGAGAGAGAAAGAAUAAAGAACGCUUUGAACAACAACAAAAGGAAACAAUUACAAAACUAAAACUCAAACAGGAAGAAGAAGUCCAAAGGAAAGAUGAGGAAGAAAAAAAGAGAAGAAAAGAACAGGAAGAAGAGAGAGAAAACUGGAAGAGAAAAAUGAAGGAGGCAGAAAAUGAUAAAAAAGAAAUUAAGGAAGAAAUUGAAAGGAAACUGAAAGAAUGGGAGAUUGAAUGGAAAGAGCAGAUGGAAGAGAUAGAUAAAGAAUACAAGAGAACAAAAGAGAGACAUGCUGAAGAACUGAGAGCACAAGAGGAAAAUCAGGAGCAAAUAAGGAAAAGGUUUGAAAAGGAAAGAGAACAAGAGAGAAAUGAGUGGCAGGAGACAGAAAGGAGGAAACGAGAGCAAAUAGAGAGAGAGUAUCAGGAAAGUAAAGAGAAAAUAAUGCAGGAGUAUGAGGAACGGGAAAAAAUAAGGAAAGAAGAAUGGAAUAAAAAAAUCCAAGAAGACAAUAAAAGAAGAAAAGAGGAGCAAAAGACACUACAGAGACUGAAAGAAAGGAUGGAAGCAGAAAGACAAGAGGAAAUGAAAAGGAGAGAGAAAGAAGAUGAAGAGAGAAAAGAAAAAGCAGACAGAACCUGUGAGGAAAUGAAAAAUGAUUAUGAGAAGAAAAUUAAAGAAAUGGAGAAAGAAAUGGACAGUAAAUAUAAAGAUGAAGCUAGAAAAAAAGCUGAAGAAAUGAUUGACUUAAAAGGAAAAUAUAUAAAAGAAAUAAUAGAAUUGAUUCAGAAACAUCAAAAUGAUUAUAAUGCUCUCAAAGCUCUAUAUGAAAGUACAACAAAAGAGUUAGAGGAGUUAAAGGCACAGCAAAGUAAAUGCACUUUCCUUUAAAACCCUAAUGAUACUUGAAUGUUUACAUUCACACAAGACAAAAUAACCUACAGUAAAUUAUUGAGGCUAUGAUGCUUACUUCAUGCACUUUUUAUGACAAGAAAGAUACAGACAUUUUAUAGAUAAGUUGGUUUAAGCCGGUGCUUCUCAAUUAUUUCCCCCCAACUCUCCGCCGCGACUGUAGAUAGUAUCAUAUAGUAUUGUCUAUAAAAUUGUUAUAUAGUACACCUCUGCAUAACAUUGUAUCCUUAUUAACAUUAAAGAAAACAAAAAAGAAAAAAGAAAGAAAUAUAGAUCAACUUACAACAAAUAAUAACUUUAUUAACUGUAACAGAAAAGACUUAAAGUGCAUCAAUUUGCAUGAAAUUAAAAAAAGAAUUGCAAUCCUUAUUUAAACUCUAAACUCUAAACAUUUUUUGACCAUUUGAUACUGAAAAAUAAAAUUUAAAUUUAAUCAAUAAAUAAUAAUAAAUUCAAAUUGAUCAGCAGCAUUAACUCAGGAGCACAAUAUAUAAAACAAAACAAAACUUUGACCUACAAAACAAAUUUUUUUUUAAUCAAAAUGAGGAAGUCAGGAUUAAUGGCUACAAUGAGCACGUUUUGCAGUAUGCCACUUUAUAUGAUGCUAACACUGCUCGCUGGUUUACUGAAGAUGCAUUCACAAAUGAUGAUGAUUGUUGGCAAUAUUCAGCACGUUUUCAUUGAAAAAAAAAACGUGCCAACAUUUUUAGACACAGUAAACAUACAGGUCUUUCCUUGUCUCCCACUGUAGUCACAGUGAAGCCAAGCACUACAUACGCUGCGUCAUAUUUCCUCAUCUAAGUGUAGCGAUUUUGGCUCGCGAAGCAAGGUAAAUAUUUAUAAGCAACUAUAACGUGUUAUAGUGACUUCUAAAUAUUUUAACCUAAGUUGAAAUUAACGGUACUGGAAUUAAGGUUACGCUUA
Messenger RNA from Tachysurus fulvidraco (yellow catfish), 6280 nucleotides. RefSeq lists its product as uncharacterized. NCBI's taxonomy places the organism in Eukaryota, Metazoa, Chordata, Actinopteri, Siluriformes, Bagridae. The record is from RefSeq and is a predicted model, not a curated record. The transcript is spliced from 7 exons. Bases 683 to 5335 code for a protein of 1550 amino acids. Gene Ontology annotation, molecular function: GTP binding.